Molecule: messenger RNA, 624 nt
Organism: Miscanthus lutarioriparius
Lineage: Eukaryota; Viridiplantae; Streptophyta; Magnoliopsida; Poales; Poaceae
Source: the annotation of a GenBank genome assembly
AUGUCUAAGAAGAGGGGGCUUUCGUUGGAGGAGAAACGGGAGCAAAUGCUUCAAAUAUUUUAUGAGAGCCAGGACUUCUUUCUGCUUAAGGAGCUAGAGAAAAUGGGUCCUAAAAAGGGAGUGAUUAGUCAGUCUGUGAAGGAUGUGGUGCAAAGCCUGGUGGAUGAUGAUCUUGUCUUGAAGGACAAAAUUGGGACUUCUGUGUACUUUUGGAGUCUUCCAAGUUGUGCUGGGAACCAGCUGAGGAAUACUUACAACAAGCUGGAAUCUGAUCUUUCAAACUCUAGAAAGCAUUACAUGGAGCUUGUUGAACAUAGAGACAACUUGAAAAGAGGCCGGGAAGACUCUGAAGAGAGGGAAGCUGCUUUGGAGGAGCUGAAGGCUGUAGAGCUACACCAUAAGAAACUCAAGGAGGAACUGGCUGCAUAUGCAGAUAGUGAUCCAGCUGCAGUAGAAGCAAUGAAGGAUGCUAUUGACGUUGCUUAUUCAGCAGCUAACAGGUGGACAGACAACAUUUUCACUUUGCAACAAUGGUGUUCAACCACAUUCCCAGAAGCAAAAGAGCAACUUGAACAUAUGUACAGGGAGGUUGGGAUCACCGAAGAUUUUGAGUACCUGCAGUGA